Messenger RNA from Saccostrea cuccullata (small rock oyster), 479 nucleotides. RefSeq lists its product as uncharacterized. The record is from RefSeq and is a predicted model, not a curated record. The annotation marks the transcript as partial. The transcript is spliced from 3 exons. NCBI's taxonomy places the organism in Eukaryota, Metazoa, Mollusca, Bivalvia, Ostreida, Ostreidae.
AAUUUAGUACCUGUUUCUACUCUGAUGACGAACAAAUUGAGGAUGCCAACCAGGAAGUAGAAGAAACAAAUGAAAAGGAUGGAAACCAGGAAACAGCAGAAGAGGAAACACAGGAAGUGACAGAGGAAAAUCAAGAGGUGGAAGAAGAGAGACAAGAGGAAAAAGAGGAAGUGACAGAGGAAACGCAGGAAGUGAUAGAGGAAACUCAGGAGGUGACAGAGGAGGUCCAGGAGGAAACUGAGGAAAGAGCAAGGAGCAAAAAUGAGGAAGUGAAAGAGGAAACAACGGAAGAAGGAAAGGGAAGUACAGAGGUAACAGAAGGAAAUCAGACUGCAGUAGAAGAAAAUCAGCAGGAAUCUCAAGGAAACCAGGUAACCACAUACGAUAGACAGGAAACAAAAGAGGUAUCUGGGAAUCAGGAAGGGGAUGUGUCUGCGAUGGAGAAGAUAGGUGCUGUGUAUUUUUUGUGUAUCUUCUGA